AACCAAAAACUGAAUGACACGACGUCGUUUUAUGCGUGUCAAAGAGAGAGAAGCAGAGAGUGAUUCUUUGCGUCACCUCUUACUCCAUCGUAACCUGUGACCCUUUUGCUUCUCUCCGCCACCACCACCACCUCAUCACCUUCUUCUUCUUCUUCUCUCUCUCUCUCGAGAAAGAGAUUUUCCGUCAAUUUUCUUUAAAAAAGAAAGAAAAUAAAAGCAAAGAAAAAUAAAUACAAGUUUCAGAUACAGAACUUCAUCUAAUCCUCUGUUUUUUUUAUAUAAUACGGAACAAACACUGCAUCUCUCUCUCUCUAUCUCUACAGAGUAAAGUUCUGAUCGUGUCUCCUAUCGCUUACCUCAAAACCCAUCUCGAUCUCCUUUCUUGUUCUCUUCUGAACUUCUCAGGGUUCAAUAAAAAACCUUCCUUUAUACCGAAGAUUGUUCUCAACUCAAAGCAUGUAUCUUUAGACUAGUGAUAGUGACUGUAAUUUGUAGAAAAGGAUUUGUUUUUUUUGUUUUGUUAGCUGUUAAUGUGAAGAAAGAUUAGAACUUUGUGAGAUGGGUAAUAAGCUAGUGGGAAGGAGGAGGCAAGCGGUGGAAGAAAAGUAUACAAAGCCACAAGGUUUGUAUGUGAACAACGAUGUCGACAUUAAAAAGCUUAGGAAACUGAUUCUAGAGUCUAAGCUUGCUCCUUGCUACCCUGGAGAUGAUGAAAGCUGUCAUGAACUCGAAGAAUGCCCCAUUUGCUUUCUGUACUAUCCUAGCCUCAAUAGAUCAAGAUGCUGCAUGAAAAGCAUUUGUACAGAGUGCUUUUUGCAAAUGAAGAAUCCUAAUUUAGCUCGGCCUACUCAGUGCCCCUUUUGUAAAACACCCAACUAUGCUGUUGAGUACCGUGGAGUAAAGAGCAAGGAGGAGAAGGGCAUUGAGCAAGUUGAGGAGCAACGAGUUAUAGAAGCCAAAAUAAGGAUGAGGCAGAAAGAAAUGCAGGAUGAUGAAGAGAAAAUGCAGAAACGUUUGGAAUCAUGUUCCUCUAGCACAAGCGCAAUGGCUGGUGAAGUUGAAUAUGGUUCAGCUUCAGCUAUGUCUUAUAAUUCUCCUAUGGAAGAUGCAGAAACUGCUUCAUCUCAGAACACAUCAGUUAGACAGCGAGGAAGCAGGGAUGAUGUCGACCUUGAAGAGUUAAUGGUUAUGGAAGCAAUAUGGCUCUCCAUUCAGGAAACAGAUAUGCAGAGAAGUUCAGGUAGUGGAGAAAUGGCACCUUGUAGUCAGUAUGUAUCAGAAGAAGAACCAGCAAUGCCGUCUUCAUCGUCUUCUUGUGCAAUCUCUGCACUUGCUGAACGCCAGCAAAUGGUUGGUGAAUCCUCCAAUCACAAUCACAACGUCAACGUUUCCUUAUACACUAUGCUUCCUGGCAACUGCGACAGUUACUACGGCAUAGAACAAGAAGUAGACGACAUUGACCAUCACCAUAAUCAUUACCAUAACAACAGUGAAAUGGAAGAAACAGGGAGCAACAGCUAUGUAAGCUCGUACAUGAACGGAGAGACCUUCCACAACUUUCCUCCUCCUCCUCCUAUGGUCAUUGUUCCAGAUAGUUUUGAAGAGCAGAUGAUGAUGGCUAUGGCUGUGUCGUUGGCAGAGGUUCAUGCCACGACCACAAGUGCACCAACUGAAGUUAGUUGGCAAUAAAAUAGUGUAGUAAUGGAAACUCAUGGUAAUCACUUCAUUCAUAUAAUGUCUGUUUUUAUAGGAAGAAAGAAAAAAAGAAAAGAAAAAAAAAACAGUUUUUAUAGAAAAUUGUUGGGUUGUGUUCAAAAGUUUCUUUAUGUCAUUAAAUCUCUGCGGUUCUUUC
Messenger RNA from Brassica napus (rape), 1852 nucleotides. RefSeq names its product E3 ubiquitin-protein ligase DA2. Bases 559 to 1689 code for a protein of 376 amino acids. Lineage: Eukaryota; Viridiplantae; Streptophyta; Magnoliopsida; Brassicales; Brassicaceae. The record is from RefSeq and is a predicted model, not a curated record. Gene Ontology annotation, cellular component: cytoplasm. The transcript has 9 exons.